AUGGUACAAACACCGGGACCUUCAACUAUUCCUGCAUCCUUCAAAAGUUUGCCAGGAUAUACCAUAACGACGAGCGGGAUAUUGAUCACACCAGAUGGACGACCACUCCCAUCUGCAGUCUAUAAUUGUUUCGGUAUACCAAGGCAAGCAUUAGCUUCGCUGGAUUCAAAUCAGGAAGAGGACGAUCGUUUAUGCGCAGUGUGCGGUGAUAAAGCCUCAGGGAACCAUUACAGUGUACCGAGUUGCGAAGGAUGCAAAGGUUUUUUCCGAAGAACUAUUCAAAAGAAAAUAGAAUAUGUAUGCUACAAGCAAGGUAAUUGCAUAGUGGAUCAGAAAAACCGGAAUAGAUGUCAGAGCUGUCGAUUUAAGAAAUGCCUUCAGUUAGGCAUGCGUCAGGAAUCGGUACGUUUGGAUCGCAAUCGCCGACGGAAAAAGGAUGAAAACAGGUAA
Molecule: messenger RNA, 450 nt
Organism: Loa loa (African eye worm)
Lineage: Eukaryota; Metazoa; Nematoda; Chromadorea; Rhabditida; Onchocercidae
Exons: 2
Coding region: 1-450 (149 amino acids)
Biological process (GO): regulation of DNA-templated transcription
Molecular function (GO): DNA-binding transcription factor activity; zinc ion binding; sequence-specific DNA binding
Source: RefSeq, a predicted model, not a curated record